Messenger RNA from Saccharomycopsis crataegensis, 459 nucleotides. RefSeq lists its product as uncharacterized. NCBI's taxonomy places the organism in Eukaryota, Fungi, Ascomycota, Saccharomycetes, Ascoideales, Saccharomycopsidaceae. Bases 1 to 459 code for a protein of 152 amino acids. The record is from RefSeq and is a predicted model, not a curated record. The transcript has a single exon.
AUGCCAGUAGAUAAACCACCCAGCUACUCUAGUACUGCCACUUCCAAUCAGUUACCUUCCACUGAAUUUGAUUCUAAUUCAUCUCAUUCAACUUCUCCUCCAGAAUAUGUACAAGUUACGGCGCCUCCUCCAGCUUAUCGCUCGAGUCCGAGAAUCGCUAGAAAUAUGGGGCCCUUUGGUAUCCAAGAGGAGGAUCCUAUGGUUUGGGGAAAUGAGCUCGAUAGAAUUUCAAACAGUAUCACAAGAAGUGCCAUUUACCAAAUUAUUAUGAAAGAGCCACAAAAACCAAUGACAAUAGAAAAGAAGAUCAAACUGGGAGCGUAUUUACUUGCAGUGGUUAUUUUCAUAAUUAUCUGUGCUUAUCUCUUCUCCAACACUUCAUCUGGCUCUAAAAAAGGAAGCCAUCAGCCUACAGAAGACUAUGAGACUGAUGAUGAUUUUAUUCAAUUCUCAACGUGA